AUGAGUCUGAUCGACGAACCUGCAAUUACCCAGCCACAUAUCAAGAACGUUGCCAUGGGCACCCUAGGAGUAUCCAACUCCGACGACGAGCAGCAUUUCAUAAAGAAAACAGGAAUUAUUGAGCGCUUGAAACCAAAGAAGAAAGCAAAUACCAGGUCUCCAAGCAGCAAGCGACAGGGUCUGGAAGCGACAGAAGAAAAUGUCAAUGACGGGGGCACAGUUGAUGUUAAGAAGAAUUCGGUUCCAAAUUAUAUUUCGAGGAAAUUGAAUAGAAAAAGAAAAUCUUCAAGCACUUCAAACACUUCGCACAAAGGACUCAGUUCAAAUAGUCACUUGGUUUCAGAAACCAGCAAUGGUGCUGAGCCUCCACAUCACAAUAAGCCUCCAAAUUCAUCACCAAUCUCAAGUUUUGAUGCCAGUCCCACCAUUACAAUUCGACAACAUUUUACAGAUCAAUCGAGUAUUACCCAAAGAAAUGGUCAUCAGAAACGUGAAUCAGGCCCGCAUUCCUUGCUCUCAUAUCUUCGGCCAUCUGCCGACCACUCACGUCAGUCGUCAUUUGGCUCAUUAGUAUUAGUGGAGAGUCCACGCUCAUCUUUGUAUAAUAUUACUCAGACAAGUUCCAAUAGAAAAAGCUCUUUGGACUCAUCAAAUAAUGCACUGAGAAGAAAUCUGGCUAGUCUAAAGUCUCCUGGCUACUCCAAAUUCUCUUUCCCCAAAUUCUCGAAGAGAAAUAGCGUACUGUCGAGUGUACAGGAUGAGUCCCUUCCGGUACUGGAAUAUUCUUUUGAACAGAGUCCCAUAGGCUAUUCAUCUAAACAAUUUAAUAAUUUGAAUCCCUUUUCUCCCGAAAUCGAGGAUUUCUCUUGGAGACAUAAUGGCAGUAAUGAGGGAACAGAUGGUGAAGCGAAGCAGGCAUACGCCAUUGAACCUCAGAAUUCUAACACCGAACCCCGAAUUGAUACAUCUAAUGAAGGUAUAAAGUCAGUGCUGAAAAAGUUUCUAGGACUUACCAUAUCUUCAGGCACAUAUCAUAGGAAUAAAAAAAAUUCAUUAACAAGUUCACACAGACCAAAAAAUAUUAGCGUUGAUAAAAGCUCUGCAGAUAGGGACUUCUCCGGUGGAACAAAGAGUUUUAUACAAUCACCAAGUAUUAUUUCUCCUUCAACUAGACUGAAGAAAAAAACUUUUUCAAUUUUUGAUGAUGAUGACGAUGAUGACGAUGAUGACGAUGCUCAUAUCAAAAACAAUGGAGGUAUGAAAGAAGUUCCAAAUCAUAGAGAUCAGUAUAACUUUUGCCAAGGAUCAUUGGAAUCCUCUUUUGUUUCUGAAAAAAAUGUCAAUAUCUUGGGUUUUGCUUCAGAGAAAUAUAUGAACGAAAAAUUUAAAAGAAACAGAUUUCGUUCUAAUUCUCUUAAUGAUCUGCUUCAGAACUCCGCCAGUAACUUUUAUAAGAAUUUACCAGUUAAUAACCGAAAUGCCACCGGAACAUUUAUUGACUUUGUACAGUCUUCAAGAACGCCAUCAAGGAGCGGAUCUAAAACUCCAUCAAGAAGGAACUCGGUGGUAGAUAUGGUAAGAUUUUCUAAUUCUCAGGCCUCGCUGUCCAAACCCGGAUCCCCUUUAAUGGGUAGCACAACCCCCUCAAAGUCUGACGAUCCCUUUAGUGCUAGAUUGAGUAGAAGAAGAAGUCAAACUUUGAGCUCAUUAAUGAAUCUGACAUACCUAUUGGGAAACAGAUCGUCUGAGAAGUUUGGCGAGGAAAACAAUACGGAACGAAGUACUUUUGGAUUGAAGUUGAGAAGAAAUUCAAGGAGCUUUCUUGGACUUAAUAGUGGAACUGAGGAUCUGGUAUCCUCAGGAACGGUCAAUCACGAGCUCAAUAAACCAACUUCUAGAAUUAAUAAUAAUAAUAAAAACCCCGCAGGUCUGGAUUUGAAGUUUUCUGGCCAUUCGUAUGAUGAAUCAACUUCAGAAGACGAUUAUAAAGGGGAGAAGGAAUCAUUUUUCAAAUAUUAUUCUGCCUCAUUGAGUAAUAAAGCUUCCAAUGCUGAUAAUGUGGCAAAUAUCCCAAAGCCGAUGCAAGAAGAUACGUACGUUUCCUAUCUCUUGAAGUUGAUGACAAAUGGCUUCUCUUACGAAAUCACUGAUAUAUUGAGUUCAAAAAUAGCAAUCAAUAAGUACCCAAUAGUGGAUCCAAACAAAUCAUAUGAAAAGUUCAUUAUUUUCCAGGAUAAAGAGUCAUGUAGAGAGCUCUUUUCAAGGACAUUUGGUUCCAGUUACAAAAACUCUUUCUACACAAACUGUUUAUAUUUGUUCAUAUAUUUGCAUUUCUUGAGCAUGUUCUAUGAUUCAAAUUGGAUUUUCCCGCAAGCUGAUAAUGAUCUAAGAAAUCCAGUUUACAAUAUUCUAUCCAAAUUUAACGCUAGGCAUAUCGGUGCUGGUGAUAAUACAGAUAAAACAAAAAAAAUAUCACUGCUUUCAGAACAGCAAGAUUUUUUGGAGUUUCACAUAGAUAAAGUGACUUCAAUUCCUAUUGAUCUUGUAUUUAGACACUUCUUAUUCUAUAACAAGUUGCCACCGGAAACGGAAAAGAUUGAUUUGACUUUAGAGAUCAUAAGCUAUAAUUAUUACUAUUUCAUGAACUUGACAAAUUUGAAAUUUAUUACAGGAAGCUAUCGAAUACAUGAUGAUGACUUGAAUAAUAAUACGGAUAAUGAAGAUUUUAAUGACACGGUUAUUAUCACUGAAGCCGAAAAAAAAGAUGAAGAUCGGGAAUUGUGCUCAGAGAAAUCUAUCGCUGAUAUUUCUACCUUGGAUACAUCGAAGUUCACUAUUUUUCACAGUGUCAAUGAGAUCUAUACCCUACUAUUCGUUUCUUUGGUUCUUCAAACGGACCAUUUUAAUAAAAACAAUCGCUCUAAGAUGCUGCAACAAGAUUUUACAAAUAUUAUCAAUAAUUUCAAAAAAGAAGACUUCAACAAAGCUAAGAAGAAGAAGUUUGGUGCUAAGCUCUCAGAAACUCCAGACUCUCAAUUACUUUUCAAUUUAUUGACCCCGGAGCUUAUUGGCUAUUUCUAUGAAAACAUCACUUUCACACCAAUGAAGUCGAUACUUGAAAUAAUAUCUCCUUCAGUUGCCAAUAACGUUUAUAACAGAUCAGGAUCUGUUGCUAGCACAUCAUCCUUGGGAUCGCCUUUAUCCCCGUCAUUCGCGUCCUUACCAAGCUCGACAACCUUAGGUAGAAGGAAAAACAGCCUGUUCUUUUUGUCUUCUUCUUCUUUGCCAAAUCCAAGCAAUGACCCUUAUUCAAUUGCAACUAGCCUCGAUAUCAAGGCUCUAAAUCUUGAUUUUGAGAUUUAUGAUAGUUCUAAUACCGAUCCAUUUGCAUCAAAUUUCAAAGAGUUCAAGGAAAUGUCUAAGUUCUCUGACAGAUGCUUGCUUGACAAGGUUUUGGAUACAUUAAAUACAAAGGAUCCAGAUUGUAUUCUAAGGUUGGAUCAUUCGGAGGAUCUUACUGAUUUGCUCUUCAAAAUUAGUUACGCCACAAUAAAACCAAGUUUGACUAAUAUCCUUAUAAAAAAAUCUGCAACUAUCAGAAAGAGUCUCUCUGCCAAAUGGCCUCACAAUCAAAAGACAGGCUCUGAUAUGUCUAUAUUUGUCAGAAUUUUUAAUAUUGGGAUAGUGUAUAAACAGGAAUCAAAACUAAGUUUGUUGCCAAAAAUAUCAAAGAAGAAGAAUAAAAGAAGAUCUAAAAAUUUCAACAAUGUUAACCUCAAUGACAGUGAUACGUUUGUAUGGAAGAAAUAUUUUGCCAUUUUGACAACUUUCGGUGUGUAUAUAUUCAAGAAUAUCAAUUGGGAUGUGCUACAAAAUUUUGAGGAAGAGGUGGAGGAGCAAGAAAAAUGGGUAAAUAAUGACAAGAUAGGCGAGUCUAACUCAAACGGAGAUGCCGAUUAUGAUAAUUUGAAAAAGAAGUUGAGGCACAUGAAGGUUUACGCAUCAGCGUUUUUCCUUCAGCUGAAUAAUAGCGAGUUGGAACUUGCGAUUCCAAUUAAUAAAGUGUUUUCCUAUCAUAAUAAGUAUAAAGAUUUUCAUAGUUUUUAUGUUUGCUACAGCAAUAAUGAUAACGAUUCCAAGGUUUUGAAGAGCGAUGAGGUGGAUAUCACUAAUGAUUGGAUGAAAAACCCAAAAAGCAAUAAGGUUUAUAAUAAGGGAUUAUUUUAUUGUGCAUCUGAAAAUGAGGCCAAUCAAUGGGUUUUCAAUAUCAACUAUUUGGCUGCAAUGCAUAAAUGUUUACCAAUUCACAGUUAUGAUAAGUCAUUCACCAACUUGGUCAUACCCAGCUAUGAAAAUAUUCAUGAAUUGACGAUCGGUAACCAUAUGACUCUAUCAGAACGCCACAAAGAAUUACAACAAGAAAUGAAAAUGAUAUAUAAGAUGAAAAUGAACUACGAGCAAAUCGCUGAAUUUAUUAAACACUUGGCGCCGUAUCAAAGCAAAAAUCGGAUACAGUUGAAGCAAUUAAUGAAUAAGAUUUUCCAUAAUAAUUUGAGAUCUCUAUGUUUUGAGGAAUUUAAGACUAAGUGUUUCAUAUUCUUGGUUGAAGAGACUGCAAAGAAACUUAGAAGAAAUCAAUUGGAAAAUGAAGAGAAUAAAUCGCUCGAGGUUGUAGUUAAGCAAAGAAGCUUGUCUAUUGUGCUGUUGAAGCCAGAGGAUAACGAGAAAUAUUUAGGGUUCAGUAAUAUUGUGAACGGCUAUUCCGUUGCCUUCAAUGAGUUAUUGUUGCUGAGUUAUGAGAGCUUCUUAAACAAUAAAACUCAUGCCCAGGUUGAGUUAUCUGGUCAGAUUGAAGAUCCAGCCGAUCCAAAUACUUUUAGAAUUGAUGCCUUUAGUGCAUUGACAUCAAUGACUAACAUGUCUUAUGACACAGAAAUGAGCUACAGUCCAAUUUUCCGCUCACCUCAAUUUAAGCAAUUGCUAUAG
Saccharomycopsis crataegensis is the source of this 4986-nucleotide messenger RNA. RefSeq lists its product as uncharacterized. The record is from RefSeq and is a predicted model, not a curated record. The coding region runs from base 1 to 4986 and encodes 1661 amino acids. Gene Ontology annotation, biological process: regulation of ARF protein signal transduction. NCBI's taxonomy places the organism in Eukaryota, Fungi, Ascomycota, Saccharomycetes, Ascoideales, Saccharomycopsidaceae. The transcript has a single exon. Gene Ontology annotation, molecular function: guanyl-nucleotide exchange factor activity.